Cuscuta europaea is the source of this 1721-nucleotide messenger RNA. The record is from the annotation of a GenBank genome assembly. NCBI's taxonomy places the organism in Eukaryota, Viridiplantae, Streptophyta, Magnoliopsida, Solanales, Convolvulaceae.
UGAUUACAAAUUACGUAUUAUAUGAAUUGGCAAAAGUACCCUUAACCCAAAUCCAGCACGUCUCAUCUCUACGCCUAUUGUCAUCGCUUCUCAACUUCACAUUUUGUGUCGCCUCUCAAUCUUGAUCUACAUCCCAGCUUUGCUUCGAAGGUGCAGUGGCAUCGGCAGAGUCUCCACCACAACGACAAUGAUUGAGCUCUUCAACAACGAGCAUGGUGGCGAGGCUUUAGCUGAUGACAAUGACGUCACCUAACUUGGUCCAGCGAGCGACAAUGGUGAUGAUCUCAGGAGCGCCAUAUUGGUGCUUCAAAGAAGAUAAUGCCUUCAAAUGUCUCACUACCUCCAAUCCUUAGCACUGAAACCCGCAGACCGCUGCUUCACCUUACGUGGAACACCGUCGCCUAGCUAGCGAAACCGUAGAACUAGAGAGGUACUUCAUAGGCAGACUAGAGCACUGCAUUCCCAAGAUUCUUUGCAUGCUUCUGAGUCUGGGCCUAACAGCCUCCCCACAUAUGAAUGAACUUUUCAGCAAGUUAACAACUUGUCCUGAAGCAGACCGUUGUAGAAAGUACUCAAGGCUCAAGGCUGCUCUCAAUCUUUAUGUGCCAUCUAGAAAUGAUAAGGAACAACAUAUAUUGACUACUACAUCUCAAGGUAUGAAGCCUAAUAUUGGAAAAGAUAAAGGUAAAGCUAUGGAGCUGGUUUGCAUUCCAUCUACAUUCAAAGGCAUUGACUCGGAUAUUGAUACAGAGGUGGUUUAUAAUGAGACUUUGAAUAAUGCACUUGCUGUUGGUAACAUCUCAGUUAUUAAUGCCUUAAUUACAAUUGAUAGCUCAGUGGCUAAUACUCAUUUUACUACUGAUGUUGUACCUAUUGGGUUUGAGAAAGAUAUAGUUCAUGAGGUAGGUGAACUUGUGUUUCCUACCAAUUAUAACCCUCCAAAAGAUUCAGAAUUACAAACAUUACUACAAUUGCACAUUCCAGGGAUGGAGAAAACAAAAUCGAAGUUGACUACAAGAUUUCUGGAUGACGUUCAAAUACAGACUAUGAAUAAGGUGCUUGAUUAUGAUUCUGAAAUUGAAUCCAACAUGACCUUUUCUGAUGAAGAGGUUAAAAGAAAAGUGCAACCCCUACAAAGUUGGAAGGAAGUUUGGUCAGAUAUAAGUGCAGUUGUGGACACUAUGGCUCAGAAAUUAACAUCACAAGGUGAAAUCUUACAUGGGAAGUUAGUCCAUCAUCUUUCUGGUGAAGAAGCCCAACUGCCAGAUCAUCAAAUUUCUGAUGGUCAACCUAUCCAUGAUGAUGAAGGAUUCAUUACAGUUAUUGGGAAAAAACAAAAGCAUAGAUAUCACCAUGAAAACAGCCCUAGAGUUACAGCAAAUGCAGCAAGGAAGAAUAAACAGAAUGAGAUUUCAGCUCUUGGAGAUCAUAGCAUCAACAAGAAGCUGUCUUUAGCUUCCUCUACUGUUUCUCAAUGAAUUGUCUUAUUUGGAAUGUCAGAGGUCUGGAAAGUUCUUUUUCCAUACUUUGUUCUUUAGAAAGACAAUACAAUAUAAAAAUUUUAUGUGCCAUAGAACCUAUUAUUUGUAAUUCUAGGGAAGAUUACUUUAUGAUGGAGUUGGGGUUUAAAAAAGUUUUUUCCUGAUUUGAAUAAGAUUUGGAUCUUUUGGGAUCCUGGUUCUUUCAAUAUCAUUGAUAUUACUUGGCAUUCUCAGUUGAUG